Molecule: messenger RNA, 1466 nt
Organism: Anthonomus grandis grandis
Lineage: Eukaryota; Metazoa; Arthropoda; Insecta; Coleoptera; Curculionidae
Exons: 8
Coding region: 147-1397 (416 amino acids)
Biological process (GO): positive regulation of proteasomal ubiquitin-dependent protein catabolic process; protein polyubiquitination
Molecular function (GO): protein binding
Source: RefSeq, a predicted model, not a curated record
AAAUUUGAGGUACUGUCAGCGCCAUCUCACAGAAGGUUUCUGAACAGUCAAUCAGCUGAGUGAGUCUCUUGACAAGCAGCUGAUUCAGCACAACAUAAACAUAAACAAUUAAAUUGUCAAAAUAUAACCUGGUUAAUCUGAAAAUAAUGGCGUCCCACGGGGACGCUUUUUGCAUCAGAAGCGUAAAACCCCAAUGGGUGCAACCAGCAAACGUUCCUCAAACAGAGAACUUCGACUUUGGAGAAGCCCUAAGUCAAGUUGAGCCCCUGCUAGACUUAAUAUUCAGAUAUUUGCCCACGAGAGAUCUAAAAUCGUGCCUAAAAGUUUCUCCAUCGUGGAAAGAGAGGGCCGAAGGGGCCUUGGGCAGGAGAAACGCCCCGAGCUGGUGUACAUGCUACCGAGUGACCAGCAAGGGGCACAAAAGCAACGUUAUUCAGCACAGUCCUAAUUUGAAUUACAAUAACAUCCAACUGGGAAUAUUUAUUUACGAUAGUUGCAGGUGGAAGUUGACUAAAUGCGUUUGUGUGCACAGUAAUAUUUCGGAACUGAGUAGGAAAUACGUUCCAGAGUAUUUAGAGGAGGAGUUGGUGCCUGGAGAGGUGGAGUAUUGUUUGCUAUCGGUGAAUAGGGUUGUGUCAUAUUUUGGGGGCACUAGGACAACGGAAGAUAUACAGACCCACGGAUCAAUAUUCGAAGGAGUGCUGAUCCCGAAAAUCCCCUCAGUAAGAACCGUUCUCUUCCACUGUAACCCGACAUGCAAAAAGGGAGAACUAAAGAACACCAUCAGCAAAUACGUCGGAGAAAACGACGAGGCAAAAUGCAUCCUCAUUUUCCUCAAAACCCAAUUGUACGAACCCGUGUCUAAUUUAUUAGAAUUCUUGGUUCCAAAGGGGCAGCCUAGUCCUGUGGCCCUUGGCGGGGGGAUAAUCAGGGGCACCAAGACGUUUCAGCACGUUAGCACCGACCCAAAAGUGAUCCCGGCCAAAGAUGCGGUCUGCAUCGCGUUUUUAAAGGACAAAACCUCCGAUUUGGAUAAUUUUAGGGCGUAUUCGAGGGUGCUGAAGAAGGGCUCUUACGGGGACGAUAUGUCCAAGGAGGAACUCGAGGCCGAGCUAUUAGAAUUUAAGCGGUUGGUUAUUUUGAAAAAGCACAGCCUCGGAUUCAGGUUCUCUUGCGUGGAAAACUACCAGAGGAACGAGCUGGAGUCUUUCAAGGCAGUUUUUCCGGGUCUACCGCUGCUCGGGUCGGAAGUACGCGGGGAAAUCGGUUGGAAUUCUUGCACCAACGAACCUGAGGAGGAUCAGCCUGGUAAACACAAACGUAAGAGGAGGAAGAAGGAUCAUCCGGUGCCGCAGCAUUUUUAUUCCACCAUCUUCGUGCUGGUCACUUGGGAUUGAAUUGUGUAUUAUUAUUGUUCAGUAUUGUCUUUAAUUUAAGUGCUUUAUUAAAUUUUUUUAUUAAUUAUA